Messenger RNA from Mercenaria mercenaria, 366 nucleotides. RefSeq lists its product as uncharacterized. The record is from RefSeq and is a predicted model, not a curated record. Bases 1 to 366 code for a protein of 121 amino acids. NCBI's taxonomy places the organism in Eukaryota, Metazoa, Mollusca, Bivalvia, Venerida, Veneridae. The transcript is spliced from 3 exons.
AUGUUUGAUGUUCCAAAAAACACGCUCUCUGGCUGGAUAAAAAAAUCAGAGUCGAUCAAGGAGGGUUACGCUAAAUUUGGUCCAAAACGACGAAAUAUGAGAACGGGCAACUACGAAGAAUUAGAGUCAGCAUUACUGUUAGUGGUGAAGCGAAAUCCGCUGAUCAGAAUGAGGUUGACAAGUGGUCGUGACAUCUAUAACGCCGACGAAACAGGCUUGUUCUUCAAACUCACACCAGAUAAAACUCUAGAAUUUAAGAAUGUGAAAUGUGUAGGUGGUAAACGUAGCAAAGAGCGGAUUACAGUUUUAGUUUGUGCUAACAUGACAGGUGAAGAUAAAGUUCCAUUGUUUGUGAUAGGUAAAUAA